CAAGGGCUAUCUGAUUAGUGCCUGAUCAGGUAUUAGGGCAUGUUUAUUAGGUCGUUAUCAGGACCCUACUAAAAUUUCUGCACGAGAUGUCGGAGUUUGCAACAUAAUGUAUUACUCGUUACCGCUUCUAAGGCAUUAGAAACCUAAACGAAUAUAGAAAUAGGAUUGUCGCCAACUAGCCAGUAGUUCAAUUGAACGUGUCGUUAUGAAAAAAAGAGAGUGAAAAGAUGUACUCAUUUGGUAUAAUUAAAAAAUGUGUUUUUUUCAUCUGUUUCUUAUACUUGAAACAUAUGCAAAAGUCUUCUACAAAACGGAGGCAUCUUAUCGAACAAAAUUGAACGUAAAAUUAGAUUCAAUAAUGUUAUGAAUGAAUGUACUGGUUAUAUUUUUUGAAGAGACGGUUAUAUUAGGAAGCUCUGUACAUAAGAAAAUAACAAACUUGAUUUUUCAUUUUUUAAAACCAUAAUGUUUGAAAAAUAUAUUGUAGAAAAUUAGAAUUUUGAAAACUUAGCAGAGUUAUGAAGCACAGAUUAUGGUUCUAGAAAUAGAUUUGCCUAGUGUUGAGCCGGUAGCAGGUAAAUUGUUUUCUUUUGUCAGGGACAGGAAAAGGGACGAAGCCAUAGAAAAUGAGAAACAAACACAAUAAUUCCAUGGGCAGCAAAUGCCACGUGCCACGUUUCCAAAGAAGGAAAAUCCCCCACGUAUAAGCGUUCGAAGGAGAGAGAUAGCGAUUGCGGCACCAACCAACAGCAGCACGUCUCGUAUUAUCUGUCUCACUCAUCCGUAGAGGAUACAUCGGAGAGAGGGUAGCCCUUACCACUUCCUCCAAAUACUAUUUCGGUGUUGCCUUACCUAUAGUCUAGGUCUAGGAUACGAGAGUGAUGCGUACUAUCUGCUCGGCGUAACUGUCACGUGCUCACGGACGGAGAAGUACCAUAUUUGUUAGUGCAUAACUGUGUAGAAGACUGCAAUCCAUUGGAUCCAGUGUUCUUGUAAAAAUAUAUUACAAAAGAGAUCUUGAAACAGAAAAAAUCAGAAUGGAAAAACUGUAUCAGCUAUUCUGUCCGAUUCCGGGGUUUGUUUGGCAACAGAAUGCCAAUAAUAUACCAAAACAUCUACAUAACCUGAACAGUUUGACCCAGUAUGCGGAUGAAAAGUGCUACAAAGUGGCCAUCCCACUAUGUAAAAAAGUAUUGCAUGAUCUGAGAAAUAUGUUUAACCCUGUUGAACCCGAAGUGACACUCAUGCUCAAUACAUUUGCUCUCGUAUGUAUAUAUCAGAAUAAGUACAGAGAAGCUGCAAACAGGCUGCAGGUUAUGCUUUUCAACAUUACAAUGUUUAAAAAGGAGAUGUUAGAUAAGUCUGCCAAAUUUCCAAUAGAUGAGGCGUUUAAGAGGAUCCCAUGGCGCACACCAUCAAAGGCCUCGACCUUGGGGGAUCCUCUUAAGUACCUCGAUGUGUUGCGUAAAGCACAAAAAAAGUUUAAACGACUUUUACAAAAACGAACACAGGAGGUAGAUGAGGCAUUAGAUACUAAUUGCCAUUAUUUGGCUCUAUCAAAGCUGAAUAAUCUGCUGUACUCUAAGUAUAACGAGUCAAAGAAGAAAGAACUACGCCACUUCCGGGAGAGAAUGGAGACUAAGAUUAACAAACAACCACGAUAUGGCACAGUUCUUGUGUCAGAAAGCAAUCCACAAUGGUGCGUAUAUAUAUUCGAUGAAAACAAUCCAAUUUUUGCUGACAUUAAAUGCGACCUAGCACGUUCCUAUGCGAGGCAAGGAAAUUACGAGAAGGCGGAGGAGUUAUACCAGCAAGUGCUCGAUAGGACGCUUGAUAUACAGGUGGUUGAAGAAGAGCAGGAGAACAAACACAGGAAGAAGAACACUGGCAACAGUGGAUACGAGAUCGGGGAGAUGAAUUCUUUCUUUAUCGAAAUUGCCUUACGAGACCUCAUUGACAUUUAUAAAAAAGGGCCAAAUGAUUACAGAUCUACAGCAGAGGUGGUGGCCCCUGAAGAGUACGCCAUAAGAGUUCUAGGAAAGGUAAUGAAACUGGUGAAGAUGUUGCUGGGGGACAAUGAAAAUAGUUAUACCGAACACGGCUCACAGUCCCAUACAGCUAAUAGCAAACAUGAACCAUGUGACGAAGAGUGUAUUAUAAUUAAGGACGAUAGUACAGCUGAGAGAGACACAGGACCCCUUUACCUAUCGAAAGAAAAUGCAUCAAUUUUGAAAGAAAUAACUUAUAAAGAGAAUUAUAAUUCACAAUAUGAUACCAUAGUAUCAUAUUGCAUGCAGUGCACUGCACGCGAACACAAAGUGUGUUUCCUGUUUCGGAUUCCACGCUAUGCAUUAUCACGUGAUGUUUGGAUAGAAGUCAAAAACGUUCCAAAAAAAAAGUCUACUUCUAUGAAGUCUAUUUUUAAUGAGUUUUUCAUUAAAUUACUGAGAACGAUUGAUAGUGGGAAGAUUAAUUUAGAUAUGGAAAAAAAUUAUUUUCAUGUGAUGAUGAAGAUAUUUAAUAAAAGUAUGAACUUGCUUAAUUCUAAAAUUCUUGAGUAUUACUACAGUUUCUGUCAGAUGAAUGCUUCGGUACACAUAGAUCUUGAGAUGAAAAUAAAUCUGAGCUUGAAUGUCUUAACGUUAAAGAAGGAAUUGGGUGAAUUUAGGAAACAGCAAAAAAUGGAGAAAAAUGAGCAAUCAACCGAAAUACACGAGAGAGAUAUAUCUGAGGAAGACACUUUAAUGAAGUUCGACUUGACCUUAUAUAUUCUUCAAUGUAUAUGUGAUGAGUUGAUGCUGAGGACAAGAAACCCAUUUCUUGUUAAGUUAAACACUGAAAACAAUGUAGUAUACAACAAGAUGCAUGACGUACACUUUAUAACAAGAUUCAUAAUAGAAGAAAUUAACCUUAUAAAAGCAUGUAAAGAAGUAAUGGAUGCAAAAAAAAUAUCACAUGCAAAAUUAGGUGAAGGUUUAAAUAAAGCGUUAUAUGAAGAAUCAAAUAAAAAGCCACUUAAGAUUUCAAAAGAAUUAAAUUUAAAAUUUGAUGGAAAACUGGACGAAACAUUAAGCUCUACAAAUAAUUUAGAAAAAGAAGCAGAUAAGUCAUGCAAUAUACAAGAACCAUGUGAGGACGAAACGGUAUCACCACGUGAAUUAAUGGAAAAAAAGGAAUUAUCAGUAUUAAAUGAACUGGAACCAGCAUUUCAAGAAUAUGAGAAAAAAUCAAUAAUAAAAGAAUCACAUACAAAGGAAUCAUCAAAAAAAGUAAUGGAUGAAAUAAAAUCAUUAUAUGAAGAAAUAGAUGAAAAGGAUAUACUCAUAAAAACUUCAGAUUUCUGCAUGAGAGUAGAUACUGAAAGUAGUGUAGUAGACAUAAAAAGCACAUCAUGUAUGAAAAUAAAUAAACCAGUUAUCGAAUGCAGUAAUGAAGCACUUCACCCAUUAAUACCAGACACUGACUGUGAUUCCCUAGACGUAAAUUGUUGUGAUUUUGGAAUAACUAAUACUACAAAAAUGGAAAACAUAAUGAUUGUGAGUGAGGAUCCAGUUGUAAUAGAAAACGAAAAUACUACUGAAGCUGUAAUUGAAAGUGCAAAUUUCAUAACUGAAGAUCAUUUUAAAGGGGCUUUCGAGGCGUAUUAUGAUCCAAAGUGUAUUUCGACCAAGUACGAAGGGACAACAGAAAAACAUGAGGAAAAAGAUGAGAACACUGCAUACGCGGAAGAAAUUCCAGAAGAUUUGAAAGACGAUAGUUCAGAGUGGGUUCUAGUCGAACACGAAGAGAUAGAUGAAAGUUAUAAAACACAAAAUGAACUUCAGAACACCUCAGAAGUUGAAAAUACACAGAAUACGUUUUUCUUUUUUUAA
Molecule: messenger RNA, 3872 nt
Organism: Vollenhovia emeryi
Lineage: Eukaryota; Metazoa; Arthropoda; Insecta; Hymenoptera; Formicidae
Exons: 10
Coding region: 1038-3872 (944 amino acids)
Biological process (GO): microtubule-based movement
Cellular component (GO): membrane-bounded organelle; kinesin complex; cytoplasm
Molecular function (GO): kinesin binding
Source: RefSeq, a predicted model, not a curated record